CAAAAGAAAAAAAAAAAAAAAGGAAUCUCAAAACUUCUUUUCCAAGACAGAAAAAAACCCCAAAGGGUGAGCAAAUCUGGAACUCAAGUCCUUUCCCCACCUUAAGAGUUCCCUCUGAGAGCAUCGAAGACAUGGCUGGAACACUGUGCCUCCCUUCCCUUAACCUUCAGACUUAAUGGUUUUGAGACCUCUUGGGCAAAACUCAACCAGGGCUAACAAAUAAGGCUGGAUUGAGAACCCCGGGAGGGAGGAUGGAGGGAUGGGGAUGGGCUUUGAGAAACACCAGGCAAAAAAGAAUGCAACUCUCAAUUGUUCAUGCAUGACAGUGAGCUAAAGUGCCUUGCCAAUGACCCCUUCUUGUUUGAGAGUCUCCCUUUAACAUUCUUUCCCAAAACCUGUGAUCUGUCCCUUUCCGCCAUCCCCAGGAUUCCCAGCAAGGGUAGAGAUCUGAGGAGGAAUUUAAUCUCUCACCUUUGAACCCCAGGCCUGGCAGCUCACAUGGAUAACAACUGUCUCCCAACAUUGGCCCAGGGACGUGUCUUUCCCUAAACAAACCAACCUCUCCUCACGUCCCCCACUCUGUACUUUCACUGACUAUGCGUUGGCAGAUUCUGCCAAGUUCUACCUGUAACUGGCUUCAUUUUCAAGUCAGACAUUUGGCUGCUGCUCUGUCCCCUGCAACAAGGAGCCAUGCCAGCUGGACUCACACUUCUUCCAGGGCCUCUGGCAGCCAGGACAGAGUUGAGACCACAGCUGUUGAGACCCUGAGCCCUGAGUCUGUAUUGCUCAAGAAGGGCCUUCCCCAGCAAUGACCUCCUCAUUGCUUCUGGCAUUUCUCCUCCUGGCUCCAACCACAGUGGCCACUCCCAGAGCUGGCGGUCAGUGUCCAGCAUGUGGGGGGCCCACCUUGGAACUGGAGAGCCAGCGGGAGCUGCUUCUUGAUCUGGCCAAGAGAAGCAUCUUGGACAAGCUGCACCUCACCCAGCGCCCAACACUGAACCGCCCUGUGUCCAGAGCUGCUUUGAGGACUGCACUGCAGCACCUCCACGGGGUCCCACAGGGGGCACUUCUGGAGGACAACAGGGAACAGGAAUGUGAAAUCAUCAGCUUUGCCGAGACAGGCCUCUCCACCAUCAACCAGACUCGUCUUGAUUUUCAUUUCUCCUCUGAUAGAACUGCUGGUGACAGGGAGGUCCAGCAGGCCAGUCUCAUGUUCUUUGUGCAGCUCCCUUCCAAUACCACUUGGACCUUGAAAGUGAGAGUCCUUGUGCUGGGUCCACAUAAUACCAACCUCACCUUGGCUACUCAGUACCUGCUGGAGGUGGAUGCCAGUGGCUGGCAUCAACUCCUCCUAGGGCCUGAAGCUCAAGCUGCCUGCAGCCAGGGGCACCUGACCCUGGAGCUGGUACUUGAAGGCCAGGUAGCCCAGAGCUCAGUCAUCCUGGGUGGAGCUGCCCAUAGGCCUUUUGUGGCAGCCCGGGUGAGAGUUGGGGGCAAACACCGGAUUCACCGACGAGGCAUCGACUGCCAAGGAGGGUCCAGGAUGUGCUGUCGACAAGAGUUUUUUGUGGACUUCCGUGAGAUUGGCUGGCACGACUGGAUCAUCCAGCCUGAGGGCUACGCCAUGAACUUCUGCAUAGGGCAGUGCCCACUACACAUAGCAGGCAUGCCUGGUAUUGCUGCCUCCUUUCACACUGCAGUGCUCAAUCUUCUCAAGGCCAACACAGCUGCAGGCACCACUGGAGGGGGCUCAUGCUGUGUACCCACGGCCCGGCGCCCCCUGUCUCUGCUCUAUUAUGACAGGGACAGCAACAUUGUCAAGACUGACAUACCUGACAUGGUAGUAGAGGCCUGUGGGUGCAGUUAGUCUAUGUGUGGUAUGGGCAGCCCAAGGUUGCAUGGGAAAACACGCCCCUACAGAAGUACACUUCCUUGAGAGGAGGGAAUGACCUCAUUCUCUGUCCAGAAUGUGGACUCCCUCUUCCUGAGCAUCUUAUGGAAAUUACCCCACCUUUGACUGAAGAAACCUUCAUCUAAAGCAAGUCACUGUGCCAUCUUCCUGACCACUACCCUCUUUCCUAGGGCAUAGUCCCUCCUGCUAGUCCAUCCUGCUAGCCCCACUCCAGGGACUCAGCCCCAUCUCCGACCAUGAGCAAUGCCAUCUGGUUCCCAGGCAAAGACACCCUUAGCUCACCUUUAAUAGACCCCAUAACCCACUAUGCCUUCCUGUCCUUUCUACUCGAUGGUCCCCACUCCAAGAUGAGUUGACACAGCCCCUUCCCCCGAUUUUUGUGGAUCUCCAGAGAGGCGCUUCUUUGGAUUCACCAAAGUUUAGAUCACUGCUGCCCAAAAUAGAGGCUUACCUGCCCCCCUCUUUGUUGUGAGCCCCUUUCCUUCUUAGUUGUCCAGGUGAACUGCUAAAGCUCUCUUUGCAUACCUUCAUCCAUUUUUUGUCCUUCUCUGCCUUUCUCUAUGCCCUUAAGGGCUGACUCGCCUGAGCUCUGUCACCUGAGCUCCCCUGCCCUCUGGCUUCCUGCUGAGGUCAGGGCAUUUCUUAUCCCUGUUCCCUCUCUGUCUAGGUGCCAUGGUUCUGUGUAACUGUGGCUAUUCUGUGUCCCUACACUACCUGGCUACCCGCUUCCAUGGCCCCAGCUCUGCCUACAUUCUGAUAUAACUGCUUCAACACUAGGGGGUCCUAAAGGCUUUCUAUCUUGCUAGUCCCUGGGGCCUCAACAUCUCAUACUGGUUCCCUUAACUCUGCCUAUACCUCUGUAAAUAAUUCCUUCACUAAGUUCUCUUGAUGAAGCAAAAACAGACAGCUGAAAGGUCCUCUAUCUCCUACAAGGGCCCUAACUGGCACCCCAGAUGACACAGAGCCUGCCUGCUUGUGCUGUAGUCUGCCUACUCUGCUGUCUCGUCACAUGGUCUCCUCAGAACUGAACUAUUGUAUCCGUCUCACACUUUAUGCCUCUUCUUUCUUAGGCACCCCUGUCCCUCCAUCCUUCCAGAACCAUCUUUGAGGUCUCAUGGCUAACAAAAAACCUAGGCUUUACCUGUUCCCUCUGUAAUCCCUCCAAAAGAUGAGACAGAUCUAUGCUUGGUCAUCCAGUAAACUGACCAGCUGUGGGCAUGCAAGUGUGGGAGGCAGAGGCACGCUCAGAGCUGGCUGCCAGGACCUCUGACUUGCCUUCCUUUCACCCGCCCCCAGUGCUCCACCCAGGAGUCCUGCCUGGAAGCUGGAAUGGGCAAGGGCUGCUAGAGUGGGACAGGGAGAAGAGGAAGGCCUGGAUGAGGAGAGGGUGGCAUUUGCUCUGAGACUGGGUCCUUUUUAGACCUUUGCCCUUCCUCCCCCACAUCUCCUCCGUUUGGCUGGACAGUCCUGAACCACGAGGUCGAUAUUGUCUGCAGCCCAAGGCCGAGUUUGCGCAAAACCCAUGUGUUCUUUGGUAAACGUGAUGUCUGUGUUUGCUCAGUUUAUGACCCCCUCCUAUGAGGGUAAGAGGUCCCUGAAAUAGGAACCCUAGAGGAGAAAGUCUGAAAAGGACUGCCUGGGGGACUGUAAAUCUGAGCUUGAGGGCUUCCUGAGCAACCCAUGGAAGUUAUCCCACCUUUGACUUGAGGAGACCUUCAUCUAAGGAGAAUCUAAGGAGGCCUUCUGUUGUCUCCCCCACACAUCCCCGACCCCCAGAUCUAACCUCCUUCCCAACUACAGCUUAGUCCCCAGGGCUAGGACUGGGGUAAAGCAAAGUGAGUCAUUCACCUGGGGGGGCUAAAUUUUAAGGGGGUGGUGAACAAUUUAUUAAUCAAGAUAGGACUUUAAUGCAAUAUUAUUUUAAAGUCAAAAUUAAUGCAAAAAAUCCAUGAUGAACAAAAUAGCCUACUUUUAAAUAAAAACAGGAUCAGCAUUA
This is a messenger RNA of Gorilla gorilla gorilla (western lowland gorilla), 3908 nucleotides long. RefSeq names its product inhibin subunit beta C (gene INHBC). NCBI's taxonomy places the organism in Eukaryota, Metazoa, Chordata, Mammalia, Primates, Hominidae. The record is from RefSeq and is a predicted model, not a curated record. Gene Ontology annotation, molecular function: hormone activity; cytokine activity; growth factor activity. The transcript has 2 exons. Gene Ontology annotation, cellular component: extracellular region. The coding region runs from base 809 to 1867 and encodes 352 amino acids.